Molecule: messenger RNA, 861 nt
Organism: Ostertagia ostertagi
Lineage: Eukaryota; Metazoa; Nematoda; Chromadorea; Rhabditida; Trichostrongylidae
Source: the annotation of a GenBank genome assembly
AUGAUAAUUCUGGAUGGCAAAGUCCAUUUCAACAGUCGUCGUGGCCACAGGAGAAUUACCCAACUGCUGAUAAUAGCUACAGUCAGAAUUCUGGUUACGGUAACAUGGAGGUGGAGAAGAUGCCGAGUUCAGGAUAUACGGGUUAUCAGUAUCCGAGCUCCACUUAUCAGUUCACCUCCUUCAUGUAAGAGUUAUACCGGCAAAUUCCUACGUGUCUCACAAUCAGGAGCCGAUUACGGUAGCACCAGUCAACAAAGCUACAAUUACGGUAACUACGCUGGCACAGGCAGUCAGACAAGCUACGCAGGGUCUAGCAAUCAGGUCCCCUCGUACACAGGCUCAACCUACGGAAUACAACCAGGUUCAGGAUCAACUACAGUGGCGACAACGGUUAUUUCCAACAGGAAAACUAUGGCAACAACAACGCCUGGAACCAAUACGGCUCACCGGAUUCCAGUCGCUAUCAGUCAACUUACGCACCAUCCUGGCAGUAUGGCAGCACCGUCUUGGCAGUAUGGCAGCUCCGACGUCCAGAACGGUGGCCACGAUUAUUAUAAACCCUCUCAGGAGUACGGUUAUGCGCAAAAUUAUGGUAACACCGGUUAUCAGACUGAUAGUUACAGUCCAAUGCAGACAUCGGGUGGCUACGGUGGCGCAUAUGGAACGAAUUAUGGCUACCAAGAUGGUGGUAAUCAGGGUAACUAUGCGAAUUAUGGAGGAGGACCUCAGGUGGAAUUCACGAUGAACGUCGGAUACGGUAGCAGCAGGGCUUCUAAAGGGGUCAAAGCCAAGCCAUCGCUUACCAAUAAUAUCGCACCAAACAGCCUUGAUGAGGACGGCUACAGAACCAAAAUCAAGUAG